Molecule: messenger RNA, 2361 nt
Organism: Grammomys surdaster
Lineage: Eukaryota; Metazoa; Chordata; Mammalia; Rodentia; Muridae
Gene: Anxa11
Product: annexin A11
Exons: 15
Coding region: 143-1654 (503 amino acids)
Biological process (GO): cytokinetic process; phagocytosis
Cellular component (GO): cytoplasm
Molecular function (GO): calcium ion binding; calcium-dependent phospholipid binding
Source: RefSeq, a predicted model, not a curated record
GCCGCACCCAGAGAGUUUUCCGCCCUGCGGGCUCCUCCUCCGACGGUGCGCAGACUCUCGCAGAUCAGGAUCCCGGAAAGCGGGAGUGAGAAGGAGCUGCUAUCCGAGUUCAGUGUCCUGGUCCCUGGUGCCAGCUCUACCCAUGAGCUACCCAGGCUACCCACCACCUGCUGGUGGCUACCCUCCAGGUGCUCCAGGUGGCGGUCCCUGGGGAGGUGCUGGCUACCCUCCUCCCAGCAUGCCCCCUAUUGGGCUGGAUAACGUGGCCAACUAUGCAGGGCAGUUCAACCAGGACUACCUCUCAGGCAUGGCAGCCAACAUGUCUGGGACAUUUGGAGGAGCCAACGUGCCAAAUCUGUAUCCUGGGGCUCCUGGGGGUGGCUAUCCUCCAGUCCCCCCUGGUGGCUUUGGGCAGCCCCCUCCUGCUCAGCAGCCUGUCCCUCCUUAUGGAAUGUAUCCACCCCCAGGAGGAAACCCGGCUCCUGGGAUGCCCUCAUAUCCACCAUACCCAGGGGCCCCUGUGCCAGGCCAGCCCAUGCCACCCCCUGGGCAGCAGCCCCCAGGGGCCUAUCCCGGACAGCCUCCAAUGACCUAUCCUGGGCAGUCACCAAUGCCACCCCCUGGGCAGCAGCCAGUGCCAAGUUACCCAGGAUACUCAGGAUCCAGUACCAUCACCCCUGCUGUGCCUCCAGCCCAGUUUGGAAACCGAGGUACCAUCACUGAUGCUUCUGGAUUUGACCCCUUGCGAGAUGCUGAGGUCCUUCGGAAGGCUAUGAAGGGCUUUGGAACGGAUGAACAGGCCAUCAUCGACUGCCUAGGAAGCCGGUCCAACAAGCAGCGGCAGCAGAUCCUCCUGUCCUUCAAGACAGCCUAUGGCAAGGAUUUGAUCAAAGACCUAAAAUCAGAACUGUCGGGAAACUUUGAGAAGACUAUUCUAGCCCUGAUGAAGACCCCGGUCCUGUUUGAUGUCUAUGAGAUAAAGGAGGCUAUCAAGGGGGCUGGUACCGAUGAGGCCUGCCUGAUUGAGAUCCUCGCUUCCCGAAGUAACGAACACAUCCGGGAGCUAAACAGGGCCUACAAAACAGAGUUCAAAAAGACUCUGGAGGAGGCCAUUCGGAGUGACACAUCAGGACACUUCCAGAGGCUCCUCAUCUCUCUCUCUCAGGGAAACCGUGAUGAGAGCACAAACGUGGACAUGUCCCUUGUCCAGAGAGAUGUCCAGGAGCUGUAUGCAGCUGGGGAGAACCGCUUGGGGACAGACGAGUCCAAGUUCAACGCGAUCCUGUGCUCCCGGAGCCGGGCCCACCUGGUGGCAGUUUUCAAUGAGUAUCAGAGGAUGACGGGCCGAGACAUUGAGAAGAGCAUCUGCCGGGAGAUGUCUGGGGACCUGGAGCAGGGCAUGCUGGCUGUGGUGAAAUGCCUCAAGAACACCCCGGCAUUCUUUGCUGAAAGGCUCAACAAGGCUAUGAGGGGAGCAGGAACAAAAGACCGGACCCUCAUUCGCAUCAUGGUGUCUCGCAGCGAGCUUGACCUGCUGGAUAUCCGAGCGGAGUAUAAGCGGAUGUACGGCAAGUCGCUGUACCACGAUAUCACGGGAGACACUUCUGGGGACUAUCGGAAGAUUCUACUGAAGAUCUGUGGUGGCAAUGACUGAGUGGUGGCAGUGGCUCAUCUCUGCCCCCUGCUGGCAUUGGCCGGGAAAAGGCCCAAAGAGCACACACUUCAGUUUUCCCUAUCUAAUACCCCCAGGUGCAGUUCCCCUCCCUCCUACCCCUAAAGCCAUGGUCUUUUCCUUCUGGUCCCCCCUCAUCCACGUAUUGUGUCGAAAGGGCCCGGGUGGGCUGGGGUUCUCAGGCGGCCAUCUCCCUGGCCCUCACAGCUCUUACUGUGCAGAAUAGAUGUUUAUCUCUCUCAGUUCCUGCACUCAUUCCUCGUUGCUUGUGGCUAAGACUUUUAGCUUCGUGGUAGACAUGUGAUUUUUGUAUUUUUAUUUGAAAACUUUUUUUAAACCAUCAUUGGCAGACAGAUGCAUAUAAGUGUGCUUACUGUAUACAUGUUUCUGGGGAGGAGUGGGGCACCCCGUCCUUGCCUAGGAUAAAAAUGAGGUCUUGUAAGGGUACCUGGUGGUGUCUGGUGAGAAUGUGUCAUGAGUUUUGUUUUUGCCAAACUCACUCCUUUUUAGAAAAAGGCCAGAAAAUAAUUUGUUCCACUUUCCAUGCAAAGCCAUGCAAGAAUUAAAGCCAGUCCCCUGCCAAUGACAGACCUCCUUGUAGUUUGGAAUGUGCCUUAAACCUGAAUGUCUGUAGCCAAAAGCUGUUUCCAAAUUAAAGUCAGCCAGUUCUGGAACAUUCUGGAAAUGUC